GAAAAGCAACAAAAGCGUAAAAAACAAUAGGUAGGGGAGACGCACAAAGCGUAGCUGAAAAAUCACAGCGCAGUAUAAUCGCCAAAAAGAAAUCGUAUAGAUCAGAAAAGUGCCAAGAGGGUAUAUUGUCCGUGUUUUCCAGCUUAAGAGCUUAUUGAUUUAUCAAAAGUAGAAAAAGUAUAGCAUUUAAUUCACGUAAUCGCAUCUGGACAUUCCAAACAAUACACAAUUUUUACAAGAGAAAUGUCUGUUGAACAGAAGCGCGCCUACAAUAAAUUGAAGCACGACAUGGAACCGUGGCGUAAUCUCAUCGUACAACUGGAUUCGGUGUUGAGUUGGGAAAAGAAUUUUUACCCAGCAAUUAUAGCUGCCGCUAUUUCGACAUUCUACUUGCUGCUGUGGGCAUUGGAUAUGUCUACGGUGACAACUCUAGCCUUAGCGGGUUUAUUUGCGUUGGCAAUAGAUUUCCUUUAUCCAUCAGUAUCGCGUUUUCUCUUCAGCCCAGACAAUUGGAAUGGGAGCCAAGAAGAACAAUUUGAGCGAGUCUGUACGCAGUUGUGUAAUCUGAAAUCAACACUAAGCGGGUGGUAUGAAUACCUUUUUUCGGCUAAGGAGCGCAAGUCUACUUUGUUUGUCACUAUUAUGAGCGUUGCACUCUUGACACUUGCUUGGAUUGGCACCAUAAUAAAUAAUCUACUUCUCAUGUAUUUGAUCACCAUGGUGUUGGCUUUGUAUCCGGGCGUACAAGAAAAAGGCGUUUUCUAUAAAAUCAAGGAUUACUUUGGGUGUGCCGUGAACUCGAAACUACAGCAGCUUCGUGAAAAAAAUAAGAAAACUGACUAAAGAGUUGGUCGGACACGGAGAAUUUAGCGAAAGCGAAUUUAACUUUGCACGUGUCGGGAAGUCUUUUUUU
Messenger RNA from Rhagoletis zephyria (snowberry fruit fly), 913 nucleotides. RefSeq names its product ADP-ribosylation factor-like 6 interacting protein 1 (gene Arl6IP1). The record is from RefSeq and is a predicted model, not a curated record. Lineage: Eukaryota; Metazoa; Arthropoda; Insecta; Diptera; Tephritidae. Gene Ontology annotation, cellular component: membrane.